AGUCUGUUAAAGAUCAAAAAUCUUCCAAAGAAAUUGUCAAAAUUGUUGAGGAACCAACAUCAGAGAAAGAAGAAGCUCCUCAACAAGUUGUUGAUACAUCAGAGAAACCAAUUACACCAACAAACAAAGUAGGAACUGUAAGUGAAACAGUGGACUUAAUUGAUUUAUCAGACGAAGAAACUCCAGCAAAUGACACUGAAAAGUCUCCAAAACCAGUAGAAGAAGAAGAAUCUAAAAAACAUGAUAAACCUAAAACGAUCGAAGAACAAGCACUUCCCAGAUCAAAAGAAACUACAGAUUCUAAAGAACCGGAAAAAGUCAAGGUGACUGAAGAAGUUAUUAGUUCGAAUAUUGAAACCUUGUCAGAAGACAUAGAAAUCCCCGAAGUCACAACAGAAGUUCUUGUAGAAAAAGUUGUUGAAGUGGCAGCAUCACUUGAAAGUUCAAAAUCCAAGGAAGAAAAUCAAGAUGCAAAUAAAUCAUCUUCAAAUGAAGAUCCUGAAAUUAUUGAAAUUGAUGAUGACGAUGAUGAUCCUCCGCCAGAAGAGAAAAAGUUAGAAGAAAGUUCAAACAAAGAAGAAACGAUUACAUCAUCAUCAACAUCCGAGAAAGAAUUAAGUGAAAAGAAAAACGAAAAUGAAACAACAAAGACAACUGAAAGAAAAGAAUCAAAUGAUGAUGAUAUUCCCAUGGAAAUUGAUGAAGAACUUACAAAUCAUCAACCAUCUCAGAUACCAGUAGAAAAACCACUAGAAGAUAAAUCUUCAGAUCAAGAUACCAACAAAGUUGAAGAAUCUGCUGAUGAUUCAAAAAAGAUCGAUCAAGAAAAUACUUCAGUUCAAGUUCUGGACGAUGAUGAAGAACCACUCCUAAUGAUUGAUACUUCACACAAAGAAGACAACGACAAUGAGAGUAUCAUGGACAAUGAAACAGCCACAUCAGCACCAUCAACUGAUUCGAGUAGUGAAGGUUCUUUGGAAAUAUUCUAUGACAAAGAAUGUGUCAACUAUGAGUGCAAACGGGGAACUAAGAACUUUUAUCGGGCAACAGUGUUUGCUCUGAAUUAUUUCAAAAUAUCAAAGAAACGCACUAAGACACAGUUUGUUUGUGAGGAUUGUUAUGAUCGAGCUUUAGGAUCAUAUGAGGAAUUGUGUAAAACUCUGAAGCAGAAACAGCCUCUUUUGCAUGGAACAACAUUUAAAACUCAGGAAUUUGUAGAAAUUAUUGAUAGUAGUGACGAGGAAGAGAGUGAUGCUGGAGGAGACAAAAUUAAAGAUGAAAACACUCUACCCAAGGAGAGCAUUGAAAUGCUUGAAGCUGAACUUGAAGGUGCAAUUCGCAAAGUCAUGCACAAUGUUGACAUUCAAAAACAACUCUCAUGGACAAAGCAAAUAUUACAACAACGUCUUACGAAUCUUCAAGAAGAUUCCGAUUUUGUCUCUGACCAGUUACGUGCUCUCCAAAGAAAAGCCGAUCAUAUGCAUAAUUCUCUGUAUCAGUGUCCAAAAAUUAAACUUCGUCAAUUGACACCUUUGGAUUUGAACAGUGGUCGAAUGUAUAAUCCAGAAUCUGAUAAUGCCUCAAAUAAAUCUGUUCAACAGAUGCCACCGCCAGGAGAAAUUGUUCGUACGCCAAUUUGUGUGAAUGAACAAUAUUAUGCUGUAAAGACCAAAGCUAUUGCUAGUUGGGUACCAUGCAAAGUAAUAGAAGAAGUUGAAGGUUAUCCAAGUGGUUACAAUCCAACGAAAACUUAUAAAAUUCGAUUUACAAAACUUGCAAAGUAUCCAAUGUUUAAGACAGUUUAUGCUAAACAUAUGGCAUAUUAUGAUCCGCCAAGUGUUAGAUUGCCAAUUGGAUCUCGUGUAAUUGCAUAUUUUGAUGCGACAUCUCUGUCAAGAGGAAAAGAGAAAAUGCUUAUUCCAAGUGCAUUUUAUCCAGGUAUUAUUGCAGAACCACUUAAACAAAGCAAUAAAUUCAGAUACUUGGUGUUCUAUGAUGAUGGUUAUUUCCAGUAUGUAAAUCACAAAGAUGUACGUUUAGUUUGUCAAGCUUCAGAAAAUGUAUGGGAAGAUGUACAUCAUCAAUCUCGUGAAUUUAUUCACAAUUAUUUGACACAAUAUGCUGUAAAUAGACCAAUGGUACAAACUCAAAAAGGUCAGAGUAUGUUGGUCGAUUAUAAUGGCAAAUGGAUUUAUGCUCGUGUCAUUGAUGUCGAUUGUAGUUUGGUACAAAUGUUGUUCGAGGGACAAAGUCGAUCCGAAUGGAUAUAUCGUGGAUCAACUCGUUUGGGACCUGUUUAUAAGGAAUCGAAUAAUCAUCCACAAAAGAAUACGCUUAAUGCUACAAGAAGGCGCACAGAGCCCUUUAUUCGCUACAUUAACGGAGAUGAUUCAUCAUCAUCACAACAAGCACAAGAAUCCCAACAAGCCCAGCCGAAAGCUACUGGAAGCAGUGAAAUUCGUUCAGUUGCAAAGAAGAGUGUUAGUCGAGUUGAUAAUUCAAAUAAUAACAACAACACUCCCAGCAAUAGCAAUGCUGCACAACAACCAGUGCCAACGGUGCGUCAUUUAAAUAAUUCAGUAAUAUUUGUCGAUGAUGAUAAUAAACCUAAAGGAAAGGUUGUCUACUACACAGCAAGAAAGAACUUACCACCACGUGAUUAUGUUCCACAUAUAUGCAAUCCAGCUUGUCCGUUCAAUAUUACUCACAAUCUAACAUUCUAUAGUCCUUUGGCUAAACCAUUAUUAUCUGGCUGGGAACGACAAGUAUUUAGACAAAAGUCAAAGAAGUUUAUUGUCUAUCGAGGACCAUGUGGUAAACGAAUGCGUAAUAUUGAAGAACUACACAGAUAUCUGCGAGUCACUGACAAUGAAUUGAAUGUGGAUAACUUUGAUUUCAGUCCUGAUACAAAUUGUUUGGCUGAAUAUGUUCUCGAGAAAUGCCUUGUUAACAAAAAGGACAUCUCAUGUGGCAAAGAGAAAAUGCCGAUUCCUUGCGUUAACUAUUACGAUGAAUCAAUGCCACCAGCAUGUGAAUAUUCUGCUGUGCGCAUACCCACAGAAGGUGUUCCCUUGAAUUUGGAUGAAGAAUUCUUAUGUGGCUGCGAUUGUGAAGAUGAUUGUUCGGAUAAAACAAAAUGUGCUUGCUGGAAACUGACUUAUGCUGGAGCUAAAUACGGAAUGCCUAGUGUCCCCACUGAAAUGGUUGGCUAUCAAUACAAACGAUUGUAUGAACAUGUACCAACGGGAAUUUACGAGUGCAAUUCAAGAUGCAAAUGCAAAGCAAAUUGCGUGAAUCGUGUUGUACAACAGCCUCUUCAAUCAAAAUUACAAGUCUUCAAGACAUCAAACCGUGGUUGGGGUCUGCGGUGUAUAAAUGACGUGCCUCGUGGUUCUUUCAUUUGUGUCUAUGCUGGUCAAAUGCUGACAGAACAGGUGGCCAACGAAGGUGGUCUCGAUGCUGGAGAUGAAUAUUUUGCCGAGUUGGAUUAUAUUGAAGUAGCUGAACAGAUUAAGGAAGGCUAUGAAUCAGAUGUUCAUGAACCUGAAGAAGAAGAGGAACUUUAUAAUCCUGAAAGAGAUGACGAUGACACUGAUUUCCGGGCUUCAUUAUCUUUUAAAGAUAAAGAAUUUAAUACUCGUUUAAGAGCACGAAGAAGUAAUAAAAACAGUACAGAUGGUGAGUGUGAAUCGCAAGAAAGACAAGUGAUAAGCUUUGAACCGAACAAAAAUAUGGACACAUCAACUGAACCCAAUGAAAAACCAACUAUUCGAAAAUUGUUUGGUAAAGAUGAAAGUUGUUAUGUUAUGGAUGCCAAGGUCAGAGGGAAUCUUGGAAGAUAUUUUAAUCAUUCCUGCUCUCCAAAUUUAUUCGUGCAAAAUGUUUUUGUUGAUACUCAUGACUUGAGAUUCCCAUGGGUGGCAUUCUUUGCAUCGACUCAUAUUAGAGCUGGCACAGAACUUACAUGGAAUUAUAACUAUGAAGUGGGCGUUGUACCCGGAAAAGUAUUAUAUUGUCAAUGUGGAGCGCCCAAUUGUCGACAGCGUUUGCUUUAAAAAGUGUGUGUGUGUUUUUUUUUAUAUAUAUAAAAUGUAAAGCGAUUUUUCUAGGAAUUAAAGGUCGAAUAUAUAUGUAUUUUAGCUUGUCCAUAAAAAGAAAUUUG
Molecule: messenger RNA, 4162 nt
Organism: Episyrphus balteatus (marmalade hoverfly)
Lineage: Eukaryota; Metazoa; Arthropoda; Insecta; Diptera; Syrphidae
Gene: egg
Product: histone-lysine N-methyltransferase eggless
Exons: 14
Coding region: 690-4055 (1121 amino acids)
Biological process (GO): heterochromatin organization; negative regulation of gene expression
Cellular component (GO): nucleus
Molecular function (GO): DNA binding; histone H3K9 methyltransferase activity; zinc ion binding
Source: RefSeq, a predicted model, not a curated record